UCACAUGAGAAGAUUGCUGAUGAAGGGCCAUCAGUCACUGAACUGGAAAUGUUUUUCUCGGGAUAUCCUCGAAUGGUGGGGCUGCUCUACUUCCCAAAUUUAGUUGUUCUUACAUUAGUGAAGCAGGAUAUCAGACGAAUUGAAGGUUUGGAAGCAUGUCCUCUGCUUACUCAACUAUGGAUUGUUGAGUCUCAUUUAGUGGACAUUGAAGGAUUAGAUUAUUGUACAAAUCUUCAAAGACUCUACUUGUAUUACAAUCGGAUCACUAAGAUUAAAAAUCUGGAAAAUCUAAAGAAGUUGGAGAUUCUUUGGUUGAACAAUAAUAAAAUUAAAGUUAUAGAAGGACUAAAUACAUUGACGCAUCUCAAGGAGCUGAAUCUUGCUGGUAAUUUAAUUGAUGUGAUUACUGACUCUUUGGACUCCAAUGUUCAGCUAGAAUGGCUGAACCUCUCAGGAAACAGAAUAUGCUCUUUUAAGGACCUCUCAAAUUUAGCAAGACUACCUGAGCUUCAAAUAUUAAGUCUAAAGGAUCCUCAGUAUACGCCAAAUCCUGUCUCUCUUCUCUGUAACUAUAUGACACAUGUAGUGUACCACAUUCCAAAGCUUCUGAGACUAGACACUUAUGAUGUGUCCAGUAAACUGGCCAAGGACUUUGCUGAGUCAACUGUGAUGAAAAAGAUAAUGUAUUACAGCAUGCGUGUAAAGAACACCCGUCGACAACUAGCUGAAAUUGUAGAAAGGCUGCAGAAGCAACUGAGUUCGUUGCAGGAGGUACCUAAGGAGCGAAUAAAAACCAUCAGCUUCUGCAUUAAAACCCUAGAAUCUGAAUUGACAAUACUGCAUUUGAGCAAAAGGCAAAAUACCCUAUUGACCGUUCUGAAUGGGUUGAAGAAUAAAGAAGGAAUGCAUAGCAGUAGCAGUUCUGUAAAGAACAGCACAGAAGAUUUAAAUGCAGAACAGAAAAUGUGUCAAAAACUGGAUGCUCUGAAAGAAAGACUAAUAUUUUGGAACAACAGGCUGGAUGAAACUGAAGCAAGGUAUCAGACUGAAGUAACGCCAAUAACUGAAUUUUUUAAUUUGAGUGUUCUAUUUCUGUUAAUUGAACUGGAAACCGUGGGAAAUAUUCGCUUUGAGGAAGGCACAUCCUCUGAUGUAUGGUUCACUUCCUGCCAUGAUGUAAUCUUAUCUCGAUUCUGUGCUUGGGACUUCAAAAAACUUGGAGUGACGGGGCUAAAAAUAAAUCGCAUAGUCAGAGUUCACAAUCGAAUGCUAAGGCUGAAAUAUGAGGAUAAGAUCCAAUCUAUUUUGAGCAAAGAAGGAUCAACAUAUAAAUCAGAAAACUACAGUAAGAUGCUGGAAUACUUGUUUUAUGUAUAUGAUCCAGAAUUAUCCACCGAACAGAAUGAAAUUCAACAGAUUCUUGAGGAUGGGUUCAAAAAAGCAGAAGUGUAUCGGGCUCUAGGUCGUGAUGAGGCAGUCCCUCUCUGUAAUAGUAUGAGCUUAUGUGAACAACCCAGAAUUGAAUACUUGCUGGGACAAGCUAAAGCCCAGAAUGGAAAUUUUAUUGAUCCAGUACCUUUCAGAUAUGGUCAGCUCAUUAUUGCCAAAGUCUUCCUUGGUCACAGUGUUCAGGCCAUUGAUUCAGAGUCAGUUGAACAGACGAAGUACCCAAAUGCAGAUUCUGUCUAUAGACCUCGAAAAUAUUUAAUGCAUUCCAUAAAACUACAUGGCUGCUGUGAUUGCAGUCUGCGUCAAUAUGAGUGGUUUGUGUUUGACCAUGAUCUUGUCGUGCCUGAAUAUUUUAUUGACUUUGAAUACAUAACACAGAAUGAUCUACAAUUAUUUUCUGCAUUUUCUGAAAAUAAAACAUCUCAAAGGAAGCAAAGUAAAGCAGAAAUAAUGAUUACACAACAAGCCAAGGCGCUUGAUGAAGAAGUUCUAAAAAUGGAUCCUGUUGUGAAGCAAAUGCCUAAAAUCCUAAAUCUGGAUGAGAUGACACUACUUUCUAUAUCUGGAGCUUCAAUAUUGGGUCAAAUCACAAUUCUGAACUUGCACGGAAAUAGCCUGAGUAAGCUAAAGGGUAUCUCCAAACUGACAAAUUUGCAGAAACUUACUGUCAGUUUCAAUGAACUUGUGCAGUUAGAUGACCUUUCAAAUCUGCCUUACCUAGAAUUUUUGGAUGCUAGCCACAACCAGUUGAUAACAUUAGGUUUCAAUGGAGUGGAAAAUCUCAAAUAUUUGGAUUUGAGUUGGAAUCAACUAACGUACAUGAAGAAAGAAAUAGGAGUCCUUUGUAAACAUGCAUUAGACCUUCUUACACUUGAUCUCCGUCAUAAUCCAUGGAAAAAGCCUGUGUUAUUACGCCCGAUAGUUAUUGGCCAAUUAAACACACUCACUUUUCUGAAUGGAUGCAUUGUAACCAGGGAAGAAGCUGCAACAGCCCCGCAAUUUACUGCUGAAUCAAGGCUUACACAGGCUUCUUUAUUAGCUCAUUCCCGGACUGAUGAAGAGCACCCUCGUUGCCUCAGUUUAUUGAACUGUGCUCAGAAUCUAACUCAGUUAAGCAAAAUGAAGCCAGAUCCAUCUGUCGACCAAGCCACCUCCUGGCUUACUAAGAUUACUACAUUAAAUUUAGAUGGACAGAAUCUUUCACAACUCACUAAUCUAGAGAGGCUGCAGAAUUUGCGCUGGGCUUCAUUUAACAACAACAGCAUCCGCAGAUUUGAAGGACUGGAUCACUGCCUCCAACUUGAAGAACUUUCUCUGGAAGACAACUUUAUUUCUGAACUUGAAGGGAUUUCAAAACUGACCAAGCUGACUCGAUUGAAUCUUGGUAAUAAUCAGUUGAAAAAUAUGGAAGGCUCAGGUCUAGAUAGGUUAACACAUCUCCACUAUUUGUCACUGGAAGGCAACAAAAUUCGUUCACUACGCAGUUUGCAGAAAAUAUAUACCCUGAUAGAACUCUACUUGGGAAACAAUCUCAUACAUAAUAACUGCGAGAUCUACCAUUUAAAGGGAAUGGAGAACCUUGUCAUAUUGGACUUGUAUGGAAACCCAUUGGUUUAUAAACAGGAACACUAUCGCUUCUUCGUCAUCUAUCACCUGCCUUCAUUGAGGGCCUUUGAUGGAAAUGUAGUGGAACCAGCACAAUCUGAAAAUGCAAAAGAUGUGUUUGGUGGUAGACUCACCUCUGACAUGGUUACAGAGAGACUGGGGCAUUCAAACUUUUCAGAAAUCUUAAAGUUGGAAAUGCCCGAAUCUGCAAUCAGAUCCGUAGAUCUUGGACCUUCAGAGAAAUUUGGACGUUUACAAAGAAUCAACUUGGAACACAAUAACCUUACAUCCUUCAGCGGUCUAGUCUAUCUCCCUCGUGUCAAAGUGCUUUAUUUAAACCACAACCACAUUGAGACCAUUUUACCGAGACAAAAGCCUCAACUUCAUUUGACCAAUAGACAGAUUCUUCAGCAGAAGGUCUCUUCCAGUGGCUAUGGACAGCCAGGACUUUCCAGGAGCAACAGAGACACAAGUUAUGAAAGUCUCCCUCCAGUUAUGGAAAGCUUGGAAGUACUUCAUUUAGGAUACAAUGGCAUUUCUAGCCUGGCUCAGCUACAGUUGAAUAGACUCAUAAAUUUGAGAGUGUUGUAUUUAGAAGGCAAUUUUAUUAGUCAGAUUGAGGGGCUUGAUCGCCUUCAGUACCUUGUUGAAUUAUCAUUGGAGCGAAACAGAGUCCGAAUGAUCCAUGAGAGCUCCUUUUUGGGCCAAAAUGCUCUCCUUGAGCUCCAUUUAGAAGAAAAUAGGAUGCGUGAUCUUAACAACCUAUAUCCACUGGCAAAACUGCAGCGACUUUUCCUUGGUGCAAACAAAAUCCAGGAUAUAGGUGAACUGGAAAAACUUGAUUCACUUCCAAAUUUGACAGAGCUUUCAGUUGUUGGAAAUCCUGUCUCUCGUAAAAUGUUGUAUCGUCCAUUCCUAGUGUUUCGAUUGACAAGGCUUCAGAUAUUAGAUGGUGUACCAGUCACUAUGGAUGAGAAAGAAAGAGCUGAAUUUCUAUUGUGUGAGCACAGUGCAAUGUCUUCAAAUCCUCCAGUAGAAACAGGGCUGUGUGCAAUUAUGCCGUUGUUAACAAGGCCCAAUACAUUGAGGGUGACUAAUAGUCUUCAUAAAGGGUUGCAGGCUUUUUCACCACCGGAAUUCAAUCUGCCACAUGGCUUUGGGGACUCAGUGCCACAGGAAACAGCCAGAAAUAAGAAGCACAAGCAUUUGGGUGGGAACAUACCUAAUACUCGCAGCUUCCAACCAGACAUUAUUUGUAGACAGAUGAGAAGUGGUGGAACCUAUCAACCUUCUUUUAUGCAGCAACAGAGGGAUAGUUCUCGCAAUAUGCGAACAUUAAUGCAAAUCCAAGAUCAAGAGAGCAGGAAGUUCCAUUUUGAAAUGCAAAUAGUAUAG
Carcharodon carcharias (great white shark) is the source of this 4449-nucleotide messenger RNA. It is a transcript of the gene lrrc9, whose product is annotated as leucine rich repeat containing 9. The record is from RefSeq and is a predicted model, not a curated record. Gene Ontology annotation, molecular function: protein binding. NCBI's taxonomy places the organism in Eukaryota, Metazoa, Chordata, Chondrichthyes, Lamniformes, Lamnidae. The transcript is spliced from 32 exons. The coding region runs from base 49 to 4449 and encodes 1466 amino acids.